Messenger RNA from Ciona intestinalis (vase tunicate), 1838 nucleotides. RefSeq names its product calsequestrin-2. The record is from RefSeq and is a predicted model, not a curated record. Lineage: Eukaryota; Metazoa; Chordata; Ascidiacea; Phlebobranchia; Cionidae. Gene Ontology annotation, molecular function: calcium ion binding. Gene Ontology annotation, biological process: regulation of release of sequestered calcium ion into cytosol. Gene Ontology annotation, cellular component: sarcoplasmic reticulum lumen; Z disc.
AUCUAGUCAAUCUCAUACCUAAACAGUUUAGCAGCUGUUUCGCGGUAUUUAAGCCACGUCAACGGGCACUUUUAGACGAUGAGCAGAUAGACAAAGUUGUCGGGCACUUCUUGCAGAUAAGUUAUCAGUUGCACGACAUUCGAAUCUAGCGUGGUAACUGCUCACAGUUGGCUUGGAAAACUGUUGCAACAGAAGCUGGACGGAGCAAAGAGAUGGAAAAGAUUGGAUUUCUGCUUCUUCUGUUGGUUCUUGCAGUAACGUUGACAUCAGUGUUUGGCGAAAAAGGUUUAGAGUUCCCUUCGCAUGACGGCAAAGACCGACUCAUCAAUUUGAGCAAAAAGAAUUUUAACAGGUUUCUAAAGAAGUUCGACAUAUUGGUCGUCUACUUCACUGUACCGCAUGAUGCAAACGAUAAAUAUCUAGCCAAGCAAUGGCAACUUACAGAGGAAAUGCUGGAGCUUGCAGCACAGAUCACAGAAAGAGAGGGCGUCGGCUUUGGUGUCGUUGAUCUUGAAAAAGACAAGAAACUCGCAGAAAAACUUGAUAAAACCGAAGCUGGGGCAAUCUAUGCUUACAAGGCUGGCCACAGUGUGGAGUUUGAUGGACAGCGGUCAACAGAUGUUUUGGUGGAAUUUGUACUCGAGCUGGACGAAUACCCAGUGGAAGAAAUUAAUUCGAAAACUGAAGUGCAGGGCUUUCGUAGGGACGAAUCCACUAAAGUUAUCGGGUAUUUUGAAAGCAACACAGCUUCAGGUUACGAUGAAUUCGUCGAUGCAGCUCACGAUUUUCAACCUGUUAUUUCAUUCUAUGCUGUAUUUCAAAAAUUGCUUGCCAGGCAGCUCGGGCUUACUGAACUCAAUCAAGUCGAUUUCUACGAGCCUUACAUGAAGAAAUCUAUCGUCAUACCAGGGGAAACUCCCCUAGACAACACCGUCAUCGAGAAAUUUGUUCAGGAGCACAAACGCGCCACCUUGCGAAAGCUGCGCACCAUGGAUAUGUACGAAACUUGGGAAGACGACAUUAACGAUAUACACGUCGUUGCAUUUGCCGACGAGACCGAUCCAGAAGGCUUUGAAUUUCUUCAGUUACUUAAAGAGAUCGCUCAUAUUCAUACAGAUGAUCCCAACCUUUCUAUUGUGUGGAUUGAUCCCGAUGAUUUUACUUUGCUUCAUGAUUACUGGGAACGAACCUUCGGAAUCGACCUGAGUGAGCCACAGAUCGGAAUCGUGAACGUCACUGAUGCGGACAGUUUGUGGAUGGAACGACGAAAGUCCCGUCUUCCCACAAUGGCUGAGCUUGAAAAGUGGAUCUCAGAUGUUCUCUCCGGGAAGAUCAACACGGAGGACGAUGAUGACGACUUCAACCUUGAUGAUGCAGAAGAAGACGAUGACGACACUGAUGGUGAUGACUCAGAUUCAAAAGAUGGCGGUGCUGAUAAUGAUGACGACGAUGAUGACGAUGAUGACGAGCCAGAAGUAGUUACUGCGAAAGAUAUGAAAAAGAAAGUAAAACAUGAGUUGUAAGACAACGGUUGGGCGGUAGAAGAGAAAUUUGAGUGACGCUUAUAGUGCUUCAGUUAGGGUUUGCUUUGGGUAAACCUAUUCAUGCUUUUUGGAAAAUCAUAUUUAAAUUUUAUGUCAUAUUGCACCUAUGUGUUACGUUAGAAUCGAAUAGGAUACAUUUGUUUUGUAAAACCAAAGCAAAACACGCACAAAUACAGAAAUGCAUCACUAUUUGAUCAUCUGGAGCUUUUAUAUUAAUGAUGUUUUGUUUACUUUAGCUUAUUAAUGUGAUUAAGUGUGCCAUAUGGUUUAAUAAAUUGAAAAAACUAAAUCGUC